Linnemannia hyalina is the source of this 1059-nucleotide messenger RNA. Lineage: Eukaryota; Fungi; Mortierellomycota; Mortierellomycetes; Mortierellales; Mortierellaceae. The record is from the annotation of a GenBank genome assembly.
AUGCGGACAUCACUCAUUCUGUUAGCGACAAUCGUCAACUUGCUCGCCUUUGCCUCAGCUCAGGCCCCAACUGUCUUAUGUUGUAUGGCUUACACGACUGUCGAUAAAACAACCUUGUAUAUCCAAGGAGGAACUGCACAACGAGGUUCCAACUACAACAACCAAUUCUACUCGCUCGACCUCACGAUCUCCGGCUGGAACGCCUCUAGUCCACCUUGGAAGGUCCUCCCCGUUGGUGCAGGGAACUACUCUGCUCCCUUUACUUACUAUCACGCCAUGACCGCCACCAAGGACAGCAAGAAGCUGAUCGUAUGGAGCACAUUCACAGGACUCUCUACUUAUGACUAUGUAACGUCAGUCUGGACUAAUAACACCCUGGGCCAUCUCAACCCAGAUGUAUUUGGUGGACAGAUGUCAUUAGCCCUCGAUCCUACAACUGGACUCAUCUAUGUGCCUGGGAGAGUCAACAUGGGAGCAGGGAUGCUGGUCUAUGACCCUGUUACGGCAAACACGGAUGUCGUCCCAAUGUACCCCGUCACGAUGCUUUCGUUCCUGAACAUGGGAAACAGUUUCGUGUGGAGCGAACUCCGAAAGUCGUUCCUUUACUUUGGCGGAUUCAACCAAGUCGAGGAUAGCACCGUGUUUAACCAGUACAUGUUCGAGUAUCAACCAUCCACCUACAAUUGGACGCUGAUACCAACUGAAGGCGUUCAAGGACAACUUGCCUCGCAUUGCAUGGUUCCGGCCUACGAUGGAACAAAGAUGGUGGUGUUUGGGGGAUGGAAACCUGUCAUUGGCGGUUCUGAUCCAGUCUUAAUUUACUCGAGAGUCGACACAAAGGAUCAAUAUGUGUCCACCCUAAUCUACAACCUAAAGUCGAACCAGUGGGUAGAUCAGUAUGUCUUCACAGCAGUCGACUCGAACAACAAGCUGGGAAUCUUUAUCGGAGUUGGAGUUGCCGCUGCCGUCUGCAUUGGUGCCGAGCUGGAGUGCUUCCUCUCGAGACCCGCAAGACGUAAAGGCGGCGAUGCAGUGGUCGCCAGACGAGCAAUUGCCUAG